Messenger RNA from Zophobas morio, 2728 nucleotides. Its product is annotated as V-type proton ATPase 116 kDa subunit a 1-like. Gene Ontology annotation, biological process: vacuolar acidification; proton transmembrane transport. The record is from RefSeq and is a predicted model, not a curated record. NCBI's taxonomy places the organism in Eukaryota, Metazoa, Arthropoda, Insecta, Coleoptera, Tenebrionidae. The transcript has 9 exons. Gene Ontology annotation, molecular function: proton-transporting ATPase activity, rotational mechanism; ATPase binding. The coding region runs from base 135 to 2645 and encodes 836 amino acids. Gene Ontology annotation, cellular component: plasma membrane; vacuolar proton-transporting V-type ATPase complex; vacuolar proton-transporting V-type ATPase, V0 domain.
UGCACAUUAUCAUGUGACGGACGAUUUUAUGUGAGUAGAGUAAGGUUUCAGUUGCUUAGUAUCAAAGUGAGGUAGCUGACAGUCGGGCGGCAAAAUUGUAUCUAGAUUAAGACGUAAACUAAAACGGCCACAAGAUGGGGGACAUGUUCCGUAGUGAGCAGAUGGUCCUCGCCCAGCUCUUCAUCCAACCAGAAGCGGCUUACUUCGCCAUCUCCGAGCUCGGCGAAUCGGGAAUCGUUCAGUUCCGCGACUUAAACGAAAACGUCAACGUUUUCCAACGAAAAUUCGUCAACGAAGUCCGAAGAUGCGACGAAAUGGAACGCAAGCUUCGCUACAUAGAAGCAGAAGUGAAGAAGGACAACAUCUCCAUACCGGACCAACAGGACUUGCCGAAAGCUCCCAACCCGAGAGAGAUCAUCGAUCUGGAAGCGCAUCUCGAGAAGACCGAAGGCGAUAUUAAAGAACUCACAGAGAGUGCGGUUAAUUUGAAGUCCAAUUAUUUGGAGCUGACGGAGCUGAAGCACGUUCUGGAGAAGACGCAGCCUUUUUUUAACGAGCAGGACGAAGCUAAUGGCAUGGAUUCGGCCCACAAGGCGCUGAUCACAGAAGAUACGCAGAAUAUUUCCAUCCGAGGGAGGCUGGGGUUUGUCGCCGGGGUCAUCAACAGGGAGAGAGUGCCCGGGUUUGAGAGGAUGCUGUGGAGAAUUUCCAGGGGGAACGUGUUCUUGAGGCAGGUGGAGAUCGAGAAGCCUUUGGAAGACCCGGCGACGGGUAACGAGAUCCACAAAACCGUCUUCGUGGCGUUUUUCCAAGGCGAGCAGCUGAAGACCAGGAUCAAGAAGGUCUGCGCUGGGUUCCACGCGUCGCUUUAUACUUGUCCCAGUAAUUUCCAAGAACGUAGCGAGAUGUUAAAAGGGGUUUGUACCCGUCUGGAAGACUUGAACUUGGUGUUGAACCAAACCCAGGACCAUCGUCAACGGGUGUUGGUCAGUGUGGCUAAAGAGCUCCAGAACUGGAGCGUCAUGGUUAGUAAAAUGAAGGCGAUUUACCACACUUUGAACUUCUUCAAUAUGGACGUGACCAAGAAGUGUCUCAUUGGGGAGUGCUGGGUUUCCAAUAAGGACAUUCCCAUUGUGCAAAAAGCCCUCUCUGAUGGCUCAACGGCUUCUGGUAGCUCGAUCCCGUCGUUCCUGAACGUCAUCAACACCAACGAGAUGCCUCCAACGUUCAACAGGACCAACAGGUUCACCAAGGGUUUCCAGAACUUGAUCGAUUCCUACGGUAUGGCGUCGUACCGUGAAGCUAACCCGGCUCUGUACACCAUUAUCACUUUCCCAUUCCUGUUUGCCGUGAUGUUCGGAGAUCUUGGUCACGCGAUUAUCAUGGCGUGCUUUGGAGGGUACUUGGUACUCGCCGAGAAGAAGAUCCAAAGGAAGAAGAUCACCAGCGAAAUCUUCAGCAUUUUCUUCGCCGGGAGAUACAUUAUUCUUCUCAUGGGGUUCUUCUCGAUGUACACGGGUUUUGUCUACAAUGAUAUUUUCUCCAAGUCCAUGAAUAUCUUCGGGAGUAGUUGGUUCGUCAAUCUCAAUGAAGAGGAGGCGUUGGAGACGGACGAGCUGUCGUUGGACCCGCGGUUCGACUACGAGGGGACUCCGUACUUUAUCGGGUUGGAUCCGGCGUGGCAGCUGGCGAAGAACAAGAUCAUUUUCCUCAAUUCGUUUAAAAUGAAGCUGUCGAUUAUUAUUGGGGUCAUUCACAUGAUAUUCGGAGUCUGCGUCAGCGUGGUUAACUUUGUACACUUCCGUAAAUACUCAUCCAUCAUUCUGGAGUUCCUCCCGCAAAUCCUCUUGCUGUGUUUCCUCUUCUUGUGGAUGGUCGUAAUGAUGUUCAUGAAAUGGAUCUGGUACUCCUGUGACAAAGCUAACCCCAUCGAAUACGGAUCUUCGUGCGCCCCCUCCGUCCUCAUCUACUUCAUCAACAUGAUGCUCUUCAAAGAGCAGGAACCCACCCCUGGAUGCAACAUGUACAUGUUCGACGGCCAAGCCCAACUCCAGCAAAUCCUCGUCUACCUUUCCCUCAUAUGCAUUCCAGUCCUCCUUUUGGGUAAACCCUUCUACAUCAAGUUCACCCGAAAGAGUAAACCGCACGUGCGAAGCAACGGCGAUGUCAAUCAAGGAAUGGAGCUCGGGGAGUACCCCGAAGCCCAACAGAACACGUCGGGUGCCGCGCACCACGACGAAGACGAGGAGGAGGAAGAACCCAUGAGCGAGAUCUUCAUUCAUCAAGCCAUCCACACCAUCGAGUACGUGUUGAGCACGAUUUCGCACACGGCUUCGUACCUGCGGUUGUGGGCUUUGUCGUUGGCGCAUGCGCAACUUUCGGAGGUGUUGUGGAAUAUGAUAUUCCAGAUGGGGCUGAAGAACUCGUCGUAUGUGGGCGCUGUGUUGGCGUUCGUGUUUUUCGCUGUCUGGGCGGCGUUUACUAUCGCCAUUUUGGUGCUCAUGGAGGGGUUGUCGGCGUUCUUGCAUACGUUACGUUUGCAUUGGGUCGAAUUCAUGAGUAAGUUUUAUGCGGGGUUGGGGUAUCCGUUCCAGCCGUUUAGCUUCAAGGCUAUUUUGGAGGAGGAGGGCGGCGGAGAGGAAUAACGUGAACUCCUUUACAAGUGCUUUAUAUCUUAUACAGUUUUAAUUAUACUAGAUGUAGCAGCAAAUAUACAAUACUCGACGCA